UGGCCCAUUCAUCACACAAUUGACCUUUGUCGGCUAAUCCCAGCUGCUGCACUCUCAUCCACGCGCACUAGACAGCCAGCCCAGCCUCGAAGCACGCGGCGACGAUGGACGGCGGCAACGGAUACUCGCGAGACGGCGGGCGUUCCAGCGGAUCGCGCAACUACUCCUCGAGAGACGACCACCGUGGAGAGCGUGGAGAACGGGGCGGAGAGCGUGGAGAACGCGGAGCAGAGCGCGGAGGGGAACGAGGCGGAGACAGACGCCGCCGCCGCUCGCGCUCGCCCCGCCACGGAGCCUCGCGCCGCGACUACGAGGUCGACACGUACUCGUCCAGCCGUGACUAUCGCGAGCGCGAGCGUGAGGAUACGUAUGCCCGCCGCGAGAGGCGCGACGACCGGGGCAACGACCGUGGAGGCGACCGCGCCGCCUGGGGUGACUCUUACUCGAGGCGCGACCGCCCACGUGGAGACCGCGAGCGCGACGACGACCGCGGCCACAGGGGCGGAGGCGGCGGAGACAGACGCGACCGCGGUGACCGGCCCGAACGAUUCGACGGCGACCGCGGUGGCCGGGGCCGACGAGACGGAGGAUUUGGCGGCGGCGGCGGUGGAGGACGCGACAGACGCCAGAAGGAGGAGUCGCCGCUGCCCAACAAGCAGCGCGAGCCCACGCCCGACCUGGCGCCCUUUGUCAACAUCCAGAAGCGCCAGCGCCGCAUGACGCAGUGGGACAUCCGCCCCGCCGGCUACGAGAACAUCACGGCCGAGCAGGCCAAGCUGUCGGGCAUGUUCCCGCUGCCUGGCGCUCCCCGCGCCGCCCCCAUGGACCCCUCGCGUCUGGCCGCCUUCAUGAGCCCCUCGGCUGGCACCGCCUCUGCUGCCGCCCUGGCGCCCUCGCAGUCCAAGCAGGCCAAGCGUCUGUACAUCCACAACCUGCCCUCGGGCGCCACGUCUGAGGAGGUGGUCGAUUUCUUUAAUCUCCAGCUGAACGGCACCAAUGUCGUCGUUGGCUCGGAUCCCUGCCUCUCUGCCCAGGUCGCCUCCAAUCAGGAGUACGCUCUGCUCGAGUUCAAGACCCCCGAGGAUGCCACGGUUGCCCUCGCCAUGAACGGCAUUGCCAUGCGCGACAACGACGCCGCCGGCCCUGAUCAGGGAGGCCUCUCUAUCCGCCGACCCAAGGACUACAUCACCCCGUCUGCGGACGAGAACGCCUACCCUGGAGACGAAGUCUCGUCCGUCGUCAAGGACAGCCCCAACAAGCUCAGCAUCGUCAACAUCCCCACAUACAUCGAGGAAGAGCAGGUGCGAGAGCUCGUCGAGACCAUGGGCAAGUUAAAGGCCUUCAUCUUGGUCAAGGACACGAGCACGGAUCAGCACCGCGGUAUUGCCUUCUGCGAGUACGCAGACGACGAAAUCGUCGAUGCCGUCAUCGAAGGCCUUAACGACAUCCCCCUUGGCGACGGCAACCUCAAAGUCUCUCGCGCCACGGUUGGUGUGCAGCAGGUCACUGGUCUGGACGGCGGCGUCGGCGCCAUCUCCAUGCUCGCCGGUGCCAGCGCUGUUGAGGGCCAUGAACACAGCCGUGUCAUCUGCCUCAUGAACAUGGUCACAUCGGACGAGCUGAUCAACGACGAGGAGUACGAUGAAAUCAAAGAAGACAUCGAAGAAGAGUGCGGCAAAUACGGCCCCAUCGUCGAAACGAAGAUCCCUCGUCCCGCUGGCGCACGUGUCAAUCUCGGCGUCGGGAAGAUCUACAUCAAAUACCAAGACACGGAUUCGGCGCAGAAAGCAAUCAAGGCACUUGCUGGUCGCCAGUUCUCGCGGAGAACGGUUGUCGCGACAGAGUUUUCCGAGGAGGGCUUCGACGUCGAAGCGUGGUAGUUGUCUAAUCGAGACUUAGUGAUCGCAGAUUGAGGGCGUUUGAUCUUGGCUCGUUUGUUACUUUUCUGUUCAUGGAUGAUGGUAGGAGGUUAUGUGGCAGUAGCGAGACGAGCACGAACAUGUAUACUAAUUUGAUUUUUGUAGGGAAAAGUCGUGUCUUGUUUGUAUCGUUUUUUUGGAGGAGAUAGAAUGGAUCUCUCCGAUAGGGAUGCGUUGGUAGUAGAGAUAAGUACGCGCAAUGCAAUACUAUGCUAUCAAGCAGCAUUCGAGCUAGUGACCUGUCCGUUCCUGGCGCCCACUCCCGCAGAAUACCCGGUGAA
Dothidotthia symphoricarpi CBS 119687 is the source of this 2200-nucleotide messenger RNA. RefSeq lists its product as uncharacterized. Bases 105 to 1880 code for a protein of 591 amino acids. The transcript is spliced from 5 exons. Lineage: Eukaryota; Fungi; Ascomycota; Dothideomycetes; Pleosporales; Dothidotthiaceae. Gene Ontology annotation, biological process: mRNA processing. Gene Ontology annotation, molecular function: pre-mRNA 3'-splice site binding; poly-pyrimidine tract binding. Gene Ontology annotation, cellular component: nuclear speck; nucleus; U2AF complex. The record is from RefSeq and is a predicted model, not a curated record.